UGUCUUCAUGUGAUAAAAACAGACUUUUAAGUGCUUACUGCUUAAGGACCUUUUGUUCCCAAGUAGUCCAGAAAUUGAACAAAUCCCGAUUUAUGAGUCUUUUUGAAGCAUCAUUGGUUCAUUGCUAAGCAUGGUCGUGCAGUGGAUCUUCUGUUCACAAUUUGGUGAAAGGGAACGGGGAGUGUAGUGCCAUCCAGUCAAAGUUUUUCAAGCCAUCAAUUGAGAUUGCUGCUCAAAAACAGAUGUCACUGAUACAGACAAAAUUUUUGGAUGUUGCUAACAAAAAAAUUGGCACAAGCCAACCAAAUCAAUCAGUUGGCGGAAUGGUGCACAAUGGUCAAGAUGAAGAAAAUGGGACGAUAGCUGGUAUCACAUUGCCAGGAUCUAAACCAUUACUUAAGAGUAGCACUCCUCAGACAGGAUGUCAAGAAAGCUCUAAAGGUCUUUCUGCUAAAAUUCUACAUGUCAAACCUUUGAGUUUGAGCCAGCAGAGCAAAUCCAUGCUACAAAACAGUAGAAAUCCAAGAGUUCUAGAAAGUUCUGUUCUAUCUUCACCAUCCAAGAACACUCUGGCUGAUAGCAACAAAAUCUGCCUGAUCAAGGGUGGCACUCAGAUACUGGGAUUAUCUAGCCCAAAACAUUCCAAAAAUUUCGGAGCAAGUCUUUCUGUAUCUCAAUCAUUGUUGCUCAAAGAUGGUAAAACCUCAAGGAACCCUGAUCAGAAUACUGGUUUAAAAGCCAUCGCACAAGCUAAGGUUACAGAUUCUAUCACCCCAACAACACAAAAGCCAAACACCACACCUCUUAAACGGAAAACACCUGAGACAACUUCUGAAACGACAACUUCCAGUCCAUUUAAACGGCCCUCAGGAUCACCAAAUGGAAACAGAGAGCUUUCUGCAAUUUCAGAAAGAAUUGUUACCGCACAGGACAAUCGGAGUGAGGUCCAAGCCACCAGUAUCAAGAGGGUUGAAUGCAACGCUUCCCAGGCUUCUGUAUUUGAUAUUUGUCAGGGUGUAAACAAUAAAAAAUUAGGAGCCCUUCAAACAUUGGAAGAUGAUGAGAAUGUAGACAAGGCUGAGGCAUAUACAAAGGAGCUUGAAGAUAUAUGCAACAUGCUAAGGAAGAAGCACGAGGAAGCGAAAGAACUUUUAGUCCGGUGUAUUGUGAAUAAUAAUAAGCUGCUGAUGCUCAACCAUCCCAUUCAUGAAGAAAAGAUAUCCUUCUUUCUGCCAUCGUUUCUUCAUGCUUUUUUGCUUUUUCUUUAUUUUUACAUAACUCAUCGUCCCCAAUAAGUUGGCAAGUCCUUCACUUCGUAGAACCUACGCAUGGUGAAAAGUUUUGCUGCUGGGUUGAUGAAGCGAGAGAUCCAAACAUCAUCUUAAAAUUAUCGUCUCAUGGGCUGAGGAAGGACAAACUUGAGACCUUUACAAUGGAACAACACUGUAAUGGCUCUUUUCUCUCGUGUUGGUAUGAAAUAUAUGAGGUAGAAUGGUAGAUGUACACGAACUAAAUUGCUACAUUGUGA
Molecule: messenger RNA, 1528 nt
Organism: Cuscuta campestris
Lineage: Eukaryota; Viridiplantae; Streptophyta; Magnoliopsida; Solanales; Convolvulaceae
Source: the annotation of a GenBank genome assembly